AUGAUUGAUCUUGAAGAAAAUAAUCCAUUAAUACCACCAUCACAAAUAGAUACAGAUAAUGAAGGUUCAAUAUAUGGUCAUGAUUUAUAUUGUCCAAAUCCAAGACAAAUUUUUAAAAUUUGUACAAAUUUAAAAUAUUUAAUUGAUAAAAUUAUCCCAAUUUUAUUUGAUGAAACAGAAAUAACAAAACCAGAUUCAUCAAUUUUAAAUGAAAAAGUUUUAGAUUUAGUAUAUAAAGCUGCAGGUGGAAAAGGAAAUGGUGAACAAGGCACAUCAUCAAAAAAAUAUCAAGCUUGUUUAAUUUUUUGUUUAUUAAAAGUUUGUGGUUGGUAUUGGCAACAAAGUGAAUUUGAAUUAUAUGAUAAUGAAUUAUUUAGUUUAAGAGCUGUUUGUGCUCAAAUUUUAGCUUCCAAGAUAAUUGAGAGGGAACAAGAUGAUAAAUAUUUAUUUUUAAGUAUGCUUUGUCAUAGAUAUACUAUUUGUUUAAAUGGUAAAAAUUCAACUCCUAUAAGUGCUUUGGAGCUAGCUGUUGAUAUGCAUUCAACUAUAGUUAUUUCUUCAUCUGGUUAUCAAAGAUGUAUAAAAUGGUUAUGGAGAGGUUGGAUUAUACAAUCUUCAAAUGAUCCUCAUUCUUAUGUAUUAUAUAAAGGAAUUGCAUCAAAUUCAAUAAGAACUCAUUUUGAUCCUGCAAGAAUUAAAACUCCAUAUUAUCAAAAUAUUUUAGAAAUUUUUUUUAGUAUUGUUUAUUUAUUAUUAUAUACAAUAAUUUUAAAUACUCAUUCAACAAAUUUUGCAGAUUUAGAUAUUUUUGAAAUAAUAUUUUAUUUAUUUACUUUAGGUUUUAUUAUUGAUGAAUUUAUAAAAUUUUAUCAUGUUGGUUUGAAUUAUUUAGGAUUUUGGAAUGCUUUUAAUGAUUCAAUGUAUGUUAUUAUUGUAUCUGCUGUUGUAUUUAGAAUUUUAAGUAUUUCAAAUCAUGGAGCUUUAAGAAAUAGAUAUGAUGAAAUGUCUUAUAGAUUAUUAAGUUGUGCUGCUCCAAUGAUGUGGUCAAGACUUUUGUUAUAUUUAGAUGCUCAAAAAUUUUUUGGUGCAAUGUUAGUUGUAUUAAAAGUUAUGAUGAAAGAAUCAAUUUUAUUUUUUGUCUUAUUAUUUGUUAUUAUUGCUGGAUUUUUACAGGGUUUUAUUGGUUUAGAUGCUUCUGAUGGAGAAAAUGAAGCCACCAAGAAAAUAUUAAUUUCUUUAUUAAAAGUUGUUAUUGGAAGUGCUUCAUUUGAUGAAAUGGGAAAAUUAGUACCACCAUAUGCUUCUAUAUUAUAUUAUAGUUAUUCAUUUUUAUUUUCAGUAAUAUUAAUGAAUAUAUUAAUUGCUUUAUAUUCAACUGCUUAUGCAGCAGUUGUUGAAAAUGCAACUGAUGAAUAUUUAGCAUUAGUAGCUCAAAAAACUUUAAGAUAUAUAAGAGCUCCAGAUACAAAUACCUAUGUUCCACCAUUAAAUAUAAUUGAAGUUAUUAUAACUCCAUUAAGUUGGAUAUUACCUCCAUUAACUUAUAAAGAUAUAAAUUAUUAUGUAAUGAUGAUAUUAUAUUCUCCUUUAUUGUUAUAUAUAACAACUGAAGAGUUAUCGACAGCAAGAAGAAUUACAUAUAAUAGAUAUAAAGGAUUACCAGAUGAUGCAAAUGAAAAUGAUACGGAAUGGGAUUUAACAGAUGGAUUUGGAGAAUUAAAUGAUAAUAAUACCACAAGAAAUAGUACACCAUAUGAAGAAAUUAGAGAAAGAAAUUCUCAAGUAAAUGAAGAAUUAAGAAUUCAAAGAGAAGCAGAAAGACAAGAUGAUGAAUUUCUUUAUAAUAUGUCGGGUUUUGAAAAAGAUAUUGAAAAAGUUAUAAAACCUGUUAAAAAAGCAAGUGAAGUUGGAUUAAAUUGGGAAUUUUAUGAUUUAUUUAAAAAAAUUGAUAAAUUAACUGAAUUAGUUGAAACUGUUGUUAGUGAAAAUAAAGAAUUAAAACAAAAAUUGGAAAAUAAAUAG
Messenger RNA from Lodderomyces pseudojiufengensis, 2022 nucleotides. It is a transcript of the gene YVC1, whose product is annotated as Yvc1p. Gene Ontology annotation, biological process: monoatomic ion transport; transmembrane transport. The transcript has a single exon. Bases 1 to 2022 code for a protein of 673 amino acids. The record is from RefSeq and is a predicted model, not a curated record. Gene Ontology annotation, molecular function: monoatomic ion channel activity. Lineage: Eukaryota; Fungi; Ascomycota; Pichiomycetes; Serinales; Debaryomycetaceae. Gene Ontology annotation, cellular component: membrane.